This is a messenger RNA of Neopsephotus bourkii (Bourke's parrot), 1974 nucleotides long. RefSeq names its product IK cytokine (gene IK). The transcript is spliced from 20 exons. The record is from RefSeq and is a predicted model, not a curated record. NCBI's taxonomy places the organism in Eukaryota, Metazoa, Chordata, Aves, Psittaciformes, Psittacidae. Bases 77 to 1744 code for a protein of 555 amino acids. Gene Ontology annotation, biological process: mRNA splicing, via spliceosome. Gene Ontology annotation, cellular component: nucleus.
GCCGCGGGGCUGCUGGGAAGGGGAGCGGAGGUGUCGAGGGGCCGCGGAGGGCAGCGGGGAUCAGGCUCGGGGCACGAUGCCGGAGCGCGACAAUGAACCGUUCUCCAACCCCCUGGCCCCUGAUGGCCACGAUGUGGACGACUCGCACUCCUUCCACCAGUCCAAGCUGACCAAUGAAGACUUCAGAAAGCUGCUCAUGACCCCGCGGGCUGCGCCUACAUCUGCGCCACCGUCCAAAUCUCGCCACCAUGAGAUGCCCCGGGAGUACAACGAAGAUGAAGACCCUGCUGCUCGCAGGAGGAAGAAGAAAAGCUAUUAUGCCAAGCUGCGCCAGCAGGAGAUCGAGCGCGAGAGGGAGCUGGCUGAGAAGUACAGGGAUCGAGCCAAGGAGAGGAGGGAUGGUGUGAACAAGGACUACGAGGAGACAGAGCUGAUCAGCACAACUGCCAACUACAGGGCUGUGGGCCCAACGGCAGAGGCGGAUAAAUCUGCUGCAGAGAAGAGAAGACAGUUGAUCCAGGAAUCCAAGUUCUUGGGUGGUGACAUGGAGCACACCCACUUGGUGAAGGGUCUGGACUUUGCGCUCUUGCAGAAGGUACGGGCUGAGAUUGCCAGCAAGGAGAAGGAAGAGGAGGAAAUGAUGGAGAAGCCCCAGAAAGAAACUAAGAAAGAUGAAGAUCCUGAGAAUAAAAUUGAGUUCAAGACCCGGCUGGGUCGCAACAUCUACCGCAUUCUGUUCAAGAACAAGGCCUAUGAGCGGAAUGAGCUGUUCCUGCCGGGCAGGAUGGCCUAUGUGGUUGAUCUGGAUGAUGAGUAUGCAGACACCGAUAUCCCCACCACGCUGAUCCGCAGCAAGGCUGACUGUCCCACCAUGGAGGCACAGACCACGCUGACCACCAAUGACAUCGUCAUCAGCAAACUGACGCAGAUCCUCUCCUAUCUCAGGCAAGGGACCCGCAACAAGAAGCUCAAGAAGAAAGACAAAGGGAAGCUGGAUGAGAAGAAGCCCCCUGAAGCUGAUAUGAACAUCUUUGAAGACAUUGGGGAUUACGUGCCCUCCACUGCAAAGAUGCCCCGGGAGAAGGACCGGGAGAGGUACCGUGAGAGAGAACGGGACAGGGACCGGGAGCGGGACAGGGAUCGAGAACGGGACAGGGACCGGGAGCGCGAGCGGGACCGCGACCGGGAGCGGGAGGAGGAAAAGAAGAGGCACAGCUACUUUGAGAAGCCCAAGGCUGAUGAUGAGCCCACAGACAUCGACAAAGGACCCGGCUCAGCCAAGGAGCUCAUCAAGUCCAUCAAUGAGAAGUUUGCUGGAGCCACUGGCUGGGAAGGAGCAGAGACAUUGAAGAAGCCAGAAGACAAGAAGCAGUUGGGGGACUUCUUCGGCAUGUCCAACAGCUACGCCGAGUGCUACCCUGCCACAAUGGAUGAUAUGGCUGUGGACAGUGAUGAAGAGGUGGACUACAGCAAAAUGGAUCAGGGUAACAAGAAAGGACCCCUGGGCCGCUGGGACUUCGACACCCAGGAGGAGUACAGUGAAUACAUGAACAACAAAGAGGCUCUGCCCAAGGCAGCAUUCCAGUAUGGGAUCAAGAUGUCUGAGGGACGCAAGACCCGUCGCUUUAAGGAGACAAAUGACAAGGCAGAGCUGGACCGGCAGUGGAAGAAGAUCAGUGCGAUCAUUGAGAAGAGGAAGAAGCUGGAGGCUGAUGGGGUUGAGGUGAAACGUCCCAAGUACUGAUGUCUCCAGUAUCUUCUCCUCCAGCUCCUGGAACCCGAGCCUGCUGGGUGACCCUGAGCUUGUUGGUGUACUGUCCUUGUCCCCCAUAUCCUCUACUUUCUGGGCUGGGCAGCAUGUGUCCCCACAGCCUUGUGCUUUGGGGUGAGCAGAGGCUCUUCCCUCCAGUGUCUGCUACAGCCCCGUGGUGUGUAAAUGUUGUUUGUAGAUGUAAUAAAAGUACAUUAACUUUG